CUCUCUGCUAACUCCUCAGUGGUAGAUGGACCGAAAAAAAAACUUUUUUUUUGCUUGCUGCACUCUCACACACACACACACACACACACUCUCGCUCACUCACAGAGCAACCCCUGUUGCAAGUCUCCAGAAGCCAGACGGGGGUGUUGUAUCUGUCUAUGCCUGCGCUCAAGCUUUGGAUGAAUUCUGGCUUCUCACUAGCCGUGGUCAUCGCUCGCUCCUCGAGCCAACUUCUGUUCUGAUUAAGAAUCGUCGGAGGGUGUUUUUCUUGGGGAUUUGUCUGUAGUGUAUCAAAGCACCAACAUGACACUUUUAGGCUCGGAACACUCUAUGAUGAUCAGAAGCAAAUUCAGAUCAGUUCUGCAGCUCAGGCUCCAACAACGCAGGACCCGCGAGCAGCUGGCAGACCAGGGCAUCAUGCCACCACUGAAGAGCCCAGGGACGUUCCACGAGCAACGGAAAAAUCUAGAAAGAGCUAAGACAGAAGACUACUUAAAGCACAAGAUUAGAAGCAGACCUGAGAGAGCCGAGUUGGUUAAUAUGCACAUUUUACAAGAUACACCUGCGGUGGGAACACUUCAGGCCACUCAGCUGAAGCUGAAGAGAGCCAGGCUGGCUGAUGACCUCAAUGAGAAAAUAGCCCAACGACCUGGGCCCUUGGAGCUGGUGAAGAAAAAUAUAAUUCCAGUGGAUUCGGCCGUGAAAGAUGCCAUCAACGUUGGCCAAGUUGAUUUCCCCAAAGCUCCCGAUUCCUUUUCCUUUGAAGAAGACAGCAGCAAUGAGGCUUUGACUCCAGAGCAGCCGAGAAGUCAGGAAUCCCAAGGGUCGGAGAGCUCCCCGUCAGAGGCCAAGUAUAGCGAGGCCUCAUCGCCACUAGCGACCAGCACAAUCCAGUAUCUUCCCCACCUCUCCCAGCAGUGUGAGUUUAACAGGCAGACAUCUGCACGUAGUUACCCAGGGAACCAAACCCAGCUGAAUGAUCAGAUCCCUGCACCAAUACCAGUGCCAGCCAUAGUUAAAACGAAACCCUCAUCAGACGGCAAGAACCAGCGUCACAAGAAACCCAAGGACACAAAGCCAAAGGUGAAGAAGCUGAAAUACCAUCAGUACAUUCCACCCGAUCAGAAGCCCGAGAAGUGCCUGCCCCCCAUGGACUCUGCCUAUGCACGGCUCCUCCAACAGCAGCAACUCUUCCUUCAGCUCCAGAUCCUCAGCCAACAGCAGCAGCAGCACUACAGCUACCAGAACAUCCUCCCUACAACAAUAAAACAGCCUGGUGAGCAGUUGUCACGGGGAAACGCGGGGAUGUCCUCUGGUGCUGUCACAAGCAGCAGCCUGUCACCUGUCAGAUCCACCAUCUCAGCGCAAGCUGCUGUCUGCUCUCUGAAGCCAGGACCCUUGCCCUCAAACCUGGAUGAUUUAAAAGUCUCGGAGUUGAGGCAGCAUCUGAGGAUACGAGGCUUGCCCGUGUCUGGCACAAAAACAGCCCUCAUGAAGCGACUGAAACCUUUCCAGGAUUGCAAUGGAGCUGUCCCGCCCACCGCCAUCUCUAAUUCAGUCAGCGAGAUGACAGCAGUGACUUUCUCAAUGACCCCGGCCACGUCUCUGUCCAGCUUCCAGCCUCAGCCGGGCACCACGGUGCUGCCCAACGGGUUCUAUCAGUUUGGCAGCACCAGCUCCACCCCGCCCAUCUCCCCCGCCUCCUCAGACCUGUCAGUGACCGGCUCUGACCUAAGCGGUUUGCCCGACACCUUCAGUGACGUGGCCGUGUCCUCCCCCCAGUUUGUGCUGCCCACCUCCCCAGGCCGGCUGUGCGGGGAGGAUGGGCUGAUGGGCAGCGCUCAGGCCGAACUGGAGGGCCUCGAGGUGCAGAAGGACAAGAUGCUGAUGGAGAAGCAGAAGGUGAUCGAGGAGCUGACCUGGAAGCUGCACAGGGAGCAGAAACAGGUGGAGGAGCUGAAGAUGGAGCUGCAAAAGCAGAAGAGAAAUAACCAGCCCGACCACUCGCUCUUCUCGGUGUCCAUCAAACAGGAAAACCUGAUGUCCAGCUGUCCAUUUGCAGAUCAGCAGAUCAAUGACAGGAGCCCCACUGCCAUUGUCUCCUCCACAUCCAACUGUGGCUCAACAGAGAGUCUGAAUGCUUGUGGGACGCCACAGAGGUCACAGAGCGUGGUGAACAAUCACACAAGUGCAGAAGGUUGCGAGCAGAACACCAUUAGGUCCCCGCCUUUCCUCAGCCCUCAGUGCUCCCCUCAACAUUCCCCUUUGGGCGGCUCCACACACAGCCCGCAGCACGCCAGCCUUCCUCCUUCCCCCAAGAACCACUUCCUAUUGUCCAUGUCUCCCACCCCCCAAAAUGGAGAUGGACGAAGUGUUUCACCUCAUCAGCUCCAAACUGCCAACGGUCACCUCAAAGUACAGGCCACACAGGGACAGGAGCCUCUACAAGCCAACAGCCCCCAGUACCAGCACCACAUCCUCCAACACCAGAUACUCAGGAAGAUGAACGUCCCAAACUCUGCUGUCCCGGGGCAGCAAAAGUUCAUGGUUGGUGGGUCUCCCUUCUGUAGCUCGAGCUCCACACUCAGCAAGAUAAAACAGCCUCCGUCUUAUGAGGAUGCAGUCAAACAGCAAUUAUCCAGGAGCCAGAUGGAUGACCUUCUGGAUGUGCUCAUUGAGAGUGGAGAAAUGCCACCAAAUGCCAAAAACGAUCAUCCGUGUAACCCAAAGUCAGUGCCUCAAAUCACAGUGUCCUCAGGAGCUGCCAGUGUGACCGGGCCCAGAUCUUCAGCGAGCUCCUUCGAUCACAUGUCCCCUCCCCACCUUCCCUUUGACCAUUGCACGAGCAACGGUGACAAUCGGCUGGAGGCCUUGCUGAAUUCUCACGGCUCCCUGAGCAGGGGCAGUGACCUCAGUCUGCUCAAAAUGGGCGGCGAGGAUUCUCGCUUGGACACUAUGGUGGAGGGCUUCCCGGGGACCCCGCAGGAGGAAGUGCUGAACACUCCAGACAUUCUGGAGAAUCCUCUGUCACCGAUAGAAGCCCACAUGUCACCGACACCCACACAUGGCCCAGGUCUGAACCUGGGUCUCACAGAAACACCCUUGGAGAGUAUGGACUGGCUGGAUCUCACACCCCCCAGCUCAGCCGCUGCCUUUGGAUCUGUCGGCUCCACCACCCCCAGCAUCUUCUCUGCUGAUUUCCUGGACGUGACGGAGCUAAACUUAAACACGACUAUGAACUUGCAAUGGUAACGUUCUCUACGGGAAACAAACUACGUGGUAUGAAUAAGGAACCACACCCUUGAGGUGUACCAGCCAAACAGGUCACGUCGGCAAGAGUAAAGUUGCUGGAAAGCAACUGUUAGUCUGAGAUAAAAUCAAUAAGCUGUGGUUGCUGCAUGUCAUCAUGUCAUGAUUGCUGUGUAAACUUUCUUGUGACUGCAUUUUACUGGAUGCAGCACAACCAUCAUGUCCAUUGCCAAAAAUACAGGGGUCUGCUGUAGUCUAAAUCAAACUGAACAACGAAGUGUGAAUGGGCAAAGGGUGAAUGCCUGGUAGACAGUCCCAUUGGCAUGGAGUUUGUAACUGACACGUCUUUUGUACAUAGCUUAAAGUCGCUCACUCCGUUUGCAAGAUCUUUUGUGGAUCUUUAUAUUAAAAAAAGAAUUCUUUAUUACUAGCUCAAGUCGACGUUUGCCACCCAGAUUAGCGGAGGGCAUUGGGAGGGUACCUGCAUGUCUUGUGAAGCGCGCCAUUGCGCUGUCACAGUAACGAUGCAGAUAUCCGUCCACCCUCUGUAGCGCGGAUAUUAAUCUAGUUUUCACUUUGCACAAUUAAGACUUUGUCACGUUUUUGCCUUUUGUAGAUACCCAACUAGGUGUGAAAGUGUGCAGAAGCCAUUCCAUGCAACUACGCACUUCUGUUUUGCAAAACCCAGUAAGUUUAUUAAACGUAUCCGAUGCAUGGCUUUGCACAACAGAUGCUUCUUAUAAAAGUUUAUAUGUGGGGGUGGGAGGGAUGGUCUUUUUUUUUUUUGCCUUGUAUUUGAUGAACAAAACGAAAGCAGGUCCCACUUUGUAGAAAGGAGUAAAAUUGCAGAAUCAUGGAAGAGGCUAUCUUGAUUGUCUAAAGUUUAGACUUGUUGCAUCAUAGGAAAAUGUUACACCCGGAUUGCAAUGCACAACAGCUGAGCAAAUAUCUGUUCCGGCCUUGAAUCCAGUUGUUUUAUAGGCAAUUUUGGUAUUGACCAAGGUGUUAUUUUUUUAUAUAUAUAUCGUCAGAAUGUAGCCUUCAGGCCCCCGUUUUUAUAUUUAAAAGAGAUUUGAUGUCAUAGGGGAACAACAGCGAUGAGAAUCAGGUAACUGAGAUGUCUCCAAUUUCAACCCUUGUCUUAGUGUAAAGAAGCAUAGUUUAUUUUUUUGGUAAUUUUUAUUCAAAGCAAGGAAAAUAUUUUCAUACAGUUUUUUUUUGUAUUUUGUAUCUUCCCUCUCGGUAAUGUUAUUUAAAGCGAAAACCAAGUACUUUGUGCUAUUUCAGCAUCUGUGGAGCAUCAAUUCUGUCUCCAGCUCAGAGGUUACUCUGCAAGUGUCUUGUCAAGUCUCAUGUGGAGCUUUAUCAUUGGAAAUACUUAUCUUAUUUUCCCCCCAGUUUUGAAUUGUUUGCUAAUUUUAAGAAGUUCAUAUCUUAAAGAUACUGUACAGUCUGUUAACCUGUUCUCCUCACAAUGCUUUAGAGUUUUGUAAUUGUCUCUCUCCUGUCUCUCUCUUGCUGUUUAUUAUACCUUCCAAUCAAGGCCUUGACUAAUCUAGAAUACCAUCCCUCGAGUGCCUUAUAACGGGAGUAAGUAGUGAAGAACAGGUAUAAUGAACAGUGUGUCCUGGUGUGCUGUGUCACACACACUACGUGCUGAUUAUAAUGAUCAAUUAUUGUAAACGUCCUGCUCUUGUGCCUGAAAGCAGCACUCCACGGUCCAAACUCUCUUCAUUUUUCCUUUGUGAACGCUGGAACCAUCGAGCGCAGUUCACGGACGUUCCUGUGAGUUAAACCAGUUACUGAAGUCACAGUUAAUGUUCUGAGGCCUGAAUUGUAUGAUCCCAUUCCAGUGACUAUUUUAUUAAGAGUGGUUCCUUUUGAACUGGAUGAAAUGCAUGACUUUGUCGUUCACGCUUAGAUAGUGCGGUUUAUCAAAGUCGGUGUGCAGUAACAAUAACACUAGUGCUGCUGAAUAAGCAGAUCCAAUCCUUGCGAGAUUUACAGAUUGUGGUGUAUAAUUCAAGAGAGCCAAUAUUCUCCAGCAUUGAUCGACCCAAUCAGGUCUUAACAUAUCAAACAAUCAGAACUCGCAAACCUUCAGCUCUAAAACAAGUUGCCUUAAAUGUUUUAAAUUCUUUCACAAUUUUCAG
This is a messenger RNA of Callorhinchus milii (elephant shark), 5402 nucleotides long. RefSeq names its product myocardin (gene myocd). The transcript has 14 exons. NCBI's taxonomy places the organism in Eukaryota, Metazoa, Chordata, Chondrichthyes, Chimaeriformes, Callorhinchidae. Bases 304 to 3252 code for a protein of 982 amino acids. The record is from RefSeq and is a predicted model, not a curated record. Gene Ontology annotation, biological process: smooth muscle cell differentiation; cardiac muscle cell differentiation.